This is a messenger RNA of Cooperia oncophora, 186 nucleotides long. The record is from the annotation of a GenBank genome assembly. NCBI's taxonomy places the organism in Eukaryota, Metazoa, Nematoda, Chromadorea, Rhabditida, Trichostrongylidae.
AUGGCACCCGGCGACUCCGAAGAACUCAACGUCUACAAAGGACUCUUUAUAGGUGGAAUGCCGCCCGAUUCUCAACACCUGGACGGAUUCCGCGGUUGUAUCGAGUUUGUUGAAGUUGGAUCGAUUGUGAUCGAUCACCCGGAAGAAGCCAGUACUGCAGUCAAUAUUGAAAAUUGUGAUUUGUAG